UCUUUCUCCGUCGUAAUAACCUAACGUUGAUUUAAUCAUCUACGUACACAUGUACGCACGACGUAUGUGCGAUUAAAGCAUCGAAUGUUUUCCUUUUGCAUUCAUAAAAUCACCCGUUCGUGGCUCAAUUACGUAAUACGAUAAAUUACGACACUAAAAAUAUCCUGACGAGAUACGAUGUAGAUGCGGAAAUCAAACUUCGAGACUUUUAUAGUUGGCUUGGAUUGAAUUAUAAAAUGGUGCCCCACGCCAAAUCAUUUUACUCGUUCUAAUUUGAAAAUAGCGCGCUUCUGGAUACGUAUUUGAUGGCGCUUCGAUCGAUCGGCGUAAAAAGUAAUUUCUUUUCGAGCGCCAGAUGGCUCUUGAUUUAGAAAUAAAAUGGAGUAUAAUUGUGUGUUUGACCCUUCGCCUCGUCAUAUUCCGUGUAUUUUACUUUUAAGUGGUUGAUGGCGUUUAUAACGGUGAAGGAAAAACGAUAGUGAUCGUUAUUGUAAAUUCAUUGCUACAUAACGUAAACGGGUAGGAAAAGGAUGAGGGAAAAAAUCAAAGUAUCCAUUUCUUUUCGGAUCUUGAAAGAAUUUUUCAAGCAAUGAUGACAUUCGUUUGCUAGUUAUGGCUUUUUCUUUUAUAUUAAAGUAUUAUAUCGGUAUUUUCUUACAAGUGGGACAAAGUUUGUCGCUUUAAUGGACUUUUCAAUUAUGGUUUAUGAUUACGUAGCUUUCCAUAGGGAAAAAGGUAUAUAUAAUAAGUGCUGCGAUGGAAAGUUUUGGUGCAUCAAGGAUAUUUGUGGAAUUAUAUGUGCUGUCCUGACAUGGUUGCUAAUAAUUUACGCGGAAUUUGUAGUUAUGGCUAUCAUCCUUAUUCCUUCUAUAAAUACCUUAUAUUCAGGCCUAAAUAUGGCUUUGUUUCAAUCCCUAGCAUUUUUGGCAUUUGCCUCUCAUUUAAGGACAAUGUUUACCGAUCCAGGUGCUGUACCAAAGGGUAACGCGACAAAAAAAAUGAUACAACAAAUGGGAUUCAGAGACGGUCAAGUUGUCUUUAAAUGUCCAAAAUGUUGUUCCAUAAAACCGGAUAGAGCUCAUCACUGUUCCGUUUGUCAAAGAUGCAUUAGGAAAAUGGAUCAUCAUUGCCCAUGGGUUAACAAUUGUGUUGGGGAAAAUAAUCAAAAAUACUUUGUAUUGUUUACUUUUUACAUAGCAGGCAUAUCGCUGCAGUCUCUUCUCUUGUGCAUACAACAGUUUAUAACCUGCGUAAAACACGAAUGGAGAGAAUGUUCGACGUUCAGUCCACCUGUGACCGUUGUCCUUUUGCUAUUUCUAACAUUCGAAGCACUUUUAUUUGCCAUUUUUACAGCUAUAAUGUUGGGAUCGCAAUUGCAGGCCAUUUGGAAUGAUCAAACCGGUAUAGAACAACUUAAAAAAGAGGAAGCACGAUGGGUUCGUAAUAGCAAAUGGAAAUCCAUACAGGCCGUUUUUGGCAGAUUUUCUAUUGCUUGGUUUUCUCCGUUUACUUCGCCUCCGAAUACAAAAAAGAAGUUAGAUGCCUUCUUAUAUACUGUAUAAGUUAUUUGGAUAUGGAUUGUGACAUAAAUAUUUAAUACAUGUAAAUAUAAGGUAAAUAUGACACAUUGUAUCGAAUGCGUGCUUGUGUAUCCGCGCAUACAUGAUAUCUCUCUUUCAAUAUAUACAUGUAUAUUGGAUAAUCUUCGAUGUAUGCAUGUGUGCCUACGUGUACAUGUGUGUGUGUAUAUAUAUAUACACGUAUAUAUAUAUGUAUAUAUAUAUAUGUAUAUGUAUGUAUACAUAACGUGUAAACGCAAAUGUAUUGUGUAUGCACAAGCAGAAAAUGUAAUGAUGCUGUUUUCCAAAAUAUCAUAUAUACAAGUAGCAAUGAAAAAUACAUAUUAACGAUAACAUUCCUUCAAGAAGCUAAUGGUAGUUACUUCACAACAGUUUCGGGAGAACCUUUCCAGAAUAGUUCGAUUGGAACACACUUGACCUAUGAUCUAUGGAUUAGUCGAUACGUUAUAAGACUAAUUUGCAAGUUUCGUAAAAAAUUGUUUACUCAUAUUUUUUUAUUUAUUACAAAACCCAAUGCGAGGAUUCACACAGAUGGAAAGUGUAAUAAUAAAUGGUGAUAAUGUAAUAGUA
Vespula pensylvanica (western yellowjacket) is the source of this 2150-nucleotide messenger RNA. Its product is annotated as palmitoyltransferase ZDHHC3. NCBI's taxonomy places the organism in Eukaryota, Metazoa, Arthropoda, Insecta, Hymenoptera, Vespidae. The record is from RefSeq and is a predicted model, not a curated record. The coding region runs from base 684 to 1562 and encodes 292 amino acids. The transcript is spliced from 7 exons. Gene Ontology annotation, cellular component: Golgi apparatus; endoplasmic reticulum. Gene Ontology annotation, biological process: protein targeting to membrane; peptidyl-L-cysteine S-palmitoylation. Gene Ontology annotation, molecular function: protein-cysteine S-palmitoyltransferase activity.